UCUAUAGAUCUACUUUAGGUCUUUAGAACUUGAAACUUUUUUCUUUUCCACCUUUUCUUUCCUUCAGGAACACCCUAUUGAAUUGUCAUAAUGCCUCUCCCAGCAACUGAUGAUUAUUCAGCCGUCCAGGCUUACUUCACAGCCAAGGAAUGGGCAGAGACCAGUGACUAUGAGAAACUUCGUCUCAAGAACAUCAAAGAAAACUAUGAGAUGAUGAUCGAAGUUGGACUACAGGUCAGUCCCCCAGCUUUCAUGCAACCUCGUCGCGGAAGAAAGAAACAGAUCGUAGAGGAGAGUGAUAGCGGGGAUGAGGAGUGGAAGCCAAAGAGGGCCAAGAAAAAGUCAAGAGGAUCUUUCCAGGCACCAUUUAAGGUUCAACAGAAAGCUCCCAAGCCAGUUCAUGCAAAGAAGCAACAAUCAUCGGAAGAGAGUUCUAAACCACACACUGUAACAUCAGGUACUGUGUAUGAUGAUGACGGCAAUCCACUAGAUGAUGCUCAUCAUAUAGGGGGAGAGCGAAUCAUUGACCUCCUUGAAUGGAAGGACUUUGACGAAUCCACCCAAGCACAGACAGAUACCACAUCAUCAGGUGAUCAGGGGAAACAGUCAGGUGAUCCGAACACUCAGUCAGGUGAUCCCAACACUCAGUCGGGUGACCAGAAGACUGAGCAAACCCUGACAGGAGUAGCUUCAUCAGGAGGCGACCAGUCUCCCAAGCAAUCCCAAUCGUUUUGUAUGAAAGUUGGUGGAUGUGUUGGUGGAAAGGCAAAGUCUCUCUCGGUCAGGAGAAAGGAAAAACCCCAACCAUCCCCAAGACAAUCUAGAUACCCGAGGAGAGCAGUGAGCCGGAAGUCCUACAAAGAAGAUGAUGUUCCUGACGAUGAUCACUACAUCUAUUGUGAGGACUGUCAUGAGGUCUUUGAAGGUGAGUGCUCCAAGCACCCCCUUACCAUCAUCAAGGACAACCCUGUCCCUAAAGGCUCGAAAGACAGAGCAAGUAAGACUCUACCAGAUGGUCUAGUGGUCAAGCAGUCAUCAAUACCAGGGGCUGGUCAGGGGAUCUUUGCUACCAAGUUUAUCCCUAAAGGAUACCGGUUUGGUCCGUAUGAUGGAGACAUUGUGGACUUAGAGACUGGAUAUGACAGUGGAUAUGCAUGGGAGAUCUGUACAGAAGGCAAACCUCACCACUAUAUGUUGACAGUAACAGUGAGCAGACAGGCAACUGGAUGCGAUACAUCAACUGUGCACGCAAUGAAGGUGAACAAAACCUUGUAGCAUUCCAGUAUCUCGGUGAGAUAUACUACCGUACCUUCAAACCAAUCUGUCCAGGAAGGGAGCUACU
This is a messenger RNA of Strongylocentrotus purpuratus (purple sea urchin), 1342 nucleotides long. RefSeq names its product histone-lysine N-methyltransferase PRDM9-like. Gene Ontology annotation, biological process: regulation of DNA-templated transcription. The transcript is spliced from 7 exons. The record is from RefSeq and is a predicted model, not a curated record. Bases 91 to 1275 code for a protein of 394 amino acids. Lineage: Eukaryota; Metazoa; Echinodermata; Echinoidea; Camarodonta; Strongylocentrotidae.